CAGGUGUUUGAAGGAAAUGCUGAUUCCUAUGCCGUACGCCAUGCCUACCUCGAUACUCCUAUUAUUGCCAGAUAUAUUAAAUUUCAUACAGUACAAUGGCAUAGACAUCCCAGCAUGAGAGUAGAGGUUCUUGGUUGUCAAUGUAAGUAUAUAAAUGAACCAGUAGGAUUACCUCCCUAUGGUAAAAUAACAGCUUCCUCCAGUAGGAAGUUUAAAAAGAAGAGUUCGUGUCAGCCAGAUGAUGGUAACAUAUUCAGUACUAAAGGCUGGUGUCCAAAGAAACAAGACGAAAAUCAGUGGAUGCAGAUAGAUGUUGGUCCACCAACCUUGAUUACUGGUGUUAUAUCUAAAGGUCGUGGUGAUACCAAGAGAAAUCAUUGGGUUGAAAGAUUCAAGAUCUCUUACAGUAAUGAUACUCAAGUCUGGUACUUCUAUAAGGACGCCCACCAUCUUGAUCCCAAGCUAUUUGGUGGAAACAACGAUAAGAAUUCUGUUAGAACGCAUUUCUUGAAUUCUCCUUUCGUAGCAAGAUUUAUUAGAUUUCACCCAAUAGAAUGGAAGGGAAGAAUUAGCAUGAGAGUUGGACUGUUGGGCUGUCCUUUUAAUGGUAAGUGGAACUGUUCCUACCAGGAUUAUCGAUUGAUCGAUUUGCGCUUUUUUUCUCAUUAUUUUUCGUUACUGCCUUCAAUCUUAUUUUCUUCAUUAACUUAA
Molecule: messenger RNA, 711 nt
Organism: Lottia gigantea (owl limpet)
Lineage: Eukaryota; Metazoa; Mollusca; Gastropoda; Lottiidae
Exons: 4
Source: RefSeq, a predicted model, not a curated record